GUAAAUAAAGCAAACUGAAUCUAACCUCCCUCUCAUGUCAGUGAAAUAAACAAAACACGUUCGCAGUCGUCAAUAUUAUGCAGCUAUAAUUUUAGUGUCAUUUGCUUAAAAUGAGUCUCAUGAUGUACCUGCUUCGCCACUCCAAGAAUUCUACUUUCCUUCCCAAACCAGCUCAAAUAUCAGAUGUUUUACAGAGGUCUUCAUCUUCAAAUGAUAAGCCGUUGUCUCCCAGAAUGCAAGAAUUUCGAGAGAAGUUACGACGAGAGAAGACACCGAUAACUAAACUAGAAGAACUUGAAGGACCACAUCCACACCAAGAAAAGGAACCCUUACCUCCAUGGCCUAACAAUACAAAUCCACAUACCGGUGAAGUAGGCGGUCCUAGAGGGCCUGAACCGACAAGGUACGGAGACUGGGAGAGGAAAGGACGUGUUAGUGAUUUUUAAUUGUUAUUUAUAGACAAAUUUUUGUGAAUUUAUACAUAUUUGUUGGGUUAUCUUCUGGGAAGACAAUAGAUGUUUACUUAAGUAAUA
Messenger RNA from Photinus pyralis (common eastern firefly), 533 nucleotides. RefSeq names its product succinate dehydrogenase assembly factor 4, mitochondrial-like. The transcript has 2 exons. The record is from RefSeq and is a predicted model, not a curated record. Gene Ontology annotation, biological process: mitochondrial respiratory chain complex II assembly. Lineage: Eukaryota; Metazoa; Arthropoda; Insecta; Coleoptera; Lampyridae. Bases 111 to 446 code for a protein of 111 amino acids. Gene Ontology annotation, cellular component: mitochondrion.